This is a messenger RNA of Candida albicans SC5314, 4539 nucleotides long. RefSeq names its product Cdr11p (gene CDR11). Gene Ontology annotation, molecular function: ATP binding; ABC-type transporter activity; ATP hydrolysis activity. Gene Ontology annotation, biological process: xenobiotic detoxification by transmembrane export across the plasma membrane. Gene Ontology annotation, cellular component: membrane. Bases 1 to 4539 code for a protein of 1512 amino acids. NCBI's taxonomy places the organism in Eukaryota, Fungi, Ascomycota, Pichiomycetes, Serinales, Debaryomycetaceae. The record is from RefSeq and is a predicted model, not a curated record. The transcript has a single exon.
AUGGUCAAUAUCCAACCUCAAAACGCCACCGAGUCUGCAGUCAAUCAGUCUUGUGAGCCUAUUACAACCCCUGCGUCCUCGGAAUAUGAAGGCUUUGAUCACAAUGAAGUUAGACAGUUAGCAAAGAUCUUAACCAAUGAUAACGACGACUCUGCAAAGUCAAGUUUGGUCCGACAACUAUCGAAUAUGAGUAAUGUUCCUGGUGUAAACCCAUGUGACGCAAACAACCUCCCUCCUCAGCUAAAUCCAAAUUGUGAUCAAUUUGAUUCUAAGUUGUGGAUAAAAAAUUUGAAGAAACUCUAUGAAUCAGAUCCAGAAUAUUGGCAGCAUUCAAAGUUGGGUGUUGCAUAUACAAACUUGCGUGUAUAUGGGAUUGCAAACGAUGUUGACUACCAACCCACGGUCACGAAUCUACUUUGGAAAUUAGGUGGUGAAGCGUUUCGAAAGUAUUUUAGAAAAAAUGACAAGACCCAGUAUUUUGAUAUAUUGAAACCAAUGGAUGCCAUUAUGAGACCCGGAGAACCUACCGUAGUUUUGGGUAGACCGGGUGCUGGUUGUUCCACAUUACUAAAAACAAUUGCUGUCAACACGUAUGGAUUUCAUGUUGGCAAGGAAUCAAAGAUUUGCUAUGAUGGAUUAACUGCCCAUGAUAUAGAAAAGCAUUUCCGAGGCGAGGUCAUUUAUUCAGCCGAGACAGAGGUUCAUAUACCUCAUAUGACAGUUGGCGAUACUUUAGAAUUUGCUGCCCGGUUGCGAACUCCACAGAAUCGAGGUGAUAAUAUAGAUAGAGAAACUUAUGCUAAACGUAUGGCCGAUGCUUAUAUGGCAACAUACGGAAUUUCCCACACUAGAAAUACAAAAGUCGGUAAUGAUAUUGUGAGGGGGGUCUCUGGUGGAGAACGGAAACGUGUCUCCAUUGCCGAAGUCUCACUAAGUGGCGCUAAAAUCCAGUGUUGGGAUAAUUCGACCAGAGGGUUAGAUUCGGCUACUGCAUUAGAAUUUAUACGAGCAUUGAGAACCUCAGCCAAAAUUUUAGACUGCACUCCUGUGGUGGCAAUCUACCAAUGCUCGCAAGACGCUUAUGAUUUGUUUGAUAACGUUAGUGUUUUAUACGAAGGUUACCAAAUUUUCUUUGGUAAGGCUUCCAAAGCCAAAGAAUAUUUUGAAAAAAUGGGUUGGAAAUGUCAACCACGACAAACAACGGCUGAUUUUUUAACAUCAUUAACUAAUCCAGCGGAAAGACAGACUUUACCAGGGUUUGAAGAUAGAGUACCUCGGACUCCACAAGAAUUUGAAAGCUAUUGGAAACGCUCGCCAGAAUAUUCAGAACUCAUGGGCCAAAUUGAUGGAUAUUUUGUUGAUUGUGAAACCUUGAACACCAAAGAAGUUUUCCAUCAAGCACAUGUGGCCAAACAGUCAAAUCAUAUUCGCCCUUCUUCACCAUAUAGAGUUUCCUUUUUUAUGCAAAUUAAGUAUUUGGUUGGGAGAAAUUUUAAACGAUUAAAAGGUGACCCAUCAUUGGCAAUUUUUAGGGUCUGUGGACAAAUAAUAAUGGGGCUCAUUUUGUCAUCGGUGUUUUAUAAUUUGCAGUCGACAACAGAAUCAUUUUAUUAUCGUGGAGCAGCAUUAUUCUAUGCUGUUUUAUUUAAUGCAUUCUCCUCAUUGUUGGAAGUCAUGACAAUGUAUGAAGCUCGACCAGUUGUUGAAAAGCAUCGGAAAUUUGCCUUGUAUUGUCCUUCUGCUGAUGCCUUGGCGAGCAUUAUAUCUGAAUUACCAGUGAAAUUAGCCUCGUCAAUUUCAUUCAACCUUGUUUUUUAUUUUAUGGUAAAUUUACGACGUGACCCAGGCCGGUUUUUCUUUUAUUGGUUAAUGAAUAUAUGGGCAACAUUGGUGAUGUCCCAUUUUUUCCGGACCAUUGGUGCUGUGACGACGUCAUUGGCCGGAGCAAUGACCCCAUCAACCAUCUUAUUGUUAGCCAUGGUUAUUUAUACUGGGUUUGUAAUUCCUAAACCAAGUAUGUUGGGAUGGGCCAAGUGGAUUACUUAUAUUAAUCCCGUAAGCUAUAUAUUUGAGUCGAUUAUGGUCAAUGAGUUUUAUGAUCGUCAAUUUGAAUGUUCACAAUAUAUUCCGUCUGGACCCGGAUAUGAAAAUGUUGAUUCUAAAAAUAAAGUGUGCACUGCUGUGGGGUCAGUUCCAGGAGAACCAUUUGUCAACGGAACCAACUACUUGAAAUAUGCUUACGAAUAUUAUAAUUCCCACAAAUGGAGAAAUUUGGGUAUUGCUAUUGCAUUUGCUGUUGUAUUCUUGGGAGUUUACAUUUGGUUAACUGAGUAUAAUAAGGGGGCAAUGCAAAAGGGUGAAAUUGUAUUGUUUCUCAAAAGUGGCUUGAAAAAACACAAAAGAAAAAAUCAAAAAGCUACUGGUACUGCUCUUGAAGAUAUUGAAACGGGUAAAUUUAGCAAUGACAAAUUAAUUUAUCCAAGUGACAUUGAAGAAGAAGAAGGAGGUGCUACUGAUAAGAGACUCAAUCUUUCCGGCACUGACAACCGACCAGAGAUUUUUUUCUGGAAAGAUUUGACAUACCAAAUUCGGAUCAAAAAAGAGGAUCGGAUUAUUUUAGACCAUGUUGAUGGUUGGGUUGUUCCUGGGCAAAUCACGGCAUUAAUGGGUGCUACUGGUGCUGGUAAAACCACCCUUUUAAAUUGCUUAUCGGGGAGACUAACUGUUGGUGUUGUCACGGAAGGAGCAAGAUUGGUCAAUGGGCAUUCACUAGACUCAUCUUUCCCAAGGUCAAUUGGGUAUGUUCAACAACAAGAUUUACAUUUACCUACUUCAACUGUAAGAGAAGCGUUUCGGUUUUCAGCAUAUUUACGACAACCCAACUAUGUGUCCAAACAAGAAAAAGAUGAAUAUGUCGAAUACAUAAUUGAUUUAUUGGAUAUGAAAACCUAUGCUGAUGCUAUUGUUGGAGUCGCUGGUGAAGGUUUAAAUGUUGAACAGAGGAAAAGGUUGACUAUUGGUGUUGAAUUAGUUGCUAAACCUAAAUUGUUGUUAUUCUUAGAUGAACCGACAUCAGGGUUAGACUCUCAAACUGCCUGGUCGAUUUGUAAAUUGAUGAGAAAGUUGGCUAAUCAUGGACAAGCUAUAUUGUGUACCAUUCAUCAACCAUCAGCUCUUAUUAUGGCUGAAUUUGAUAGACUUUUAUUUUUGCAAAAAGGUGGUCAAACGGUGUAUUUUGGAGAGUUGGGACAGAAUUGCCAAACCAUGAUUAAUUAUUUCGAAAGAAAUGGUGCUGAUCCAUGUCCUAAGGAAGCCAAUCCAGCAGAAUGGAUGUUAGAAGUUGUUGGUGCUGCUCCUGGAUCUCAUGCUAAGCAAGAUUAUUUUGACGUAUGGAGAAACUCUAAUGAAUAUCAAGUUGUUAAAGACGAAAUUAGUAGAAUGGAAAUUGAGUUAUCAAAAUUAUCACCGUUACCGCUGUCAUCUAAUGGACGUGAUGAAAAAGAAUCCCGAUUGACAUAUGCGUGUCCACUUUGGAAACAAUAUUUGUUGGUAACGUGGAGAACUAUAGUUGAAGAUUGGCGAACUCCAGGGUACAUUUAUUCCAAACUUUUCUUGGUGGUUUCGUCGUCAUUAUUCAAUGGGUUUUCCUUUUUUAAAGCAGAUAAAACUAUCCAAGGGUUACAGAAUCAAAUGUUUGCCAUUUUCAUGUCAUUUAUUCCAUUCAAUACUUUGUUGCAACAAAUGCUACCAUUUUAUGUGAAGCAACGAGAUUUAUUUGAAGUUAGAGAAUCCCCUGCUAGGACUUUUAGUUGGUUUGCGUUUAUUGCUGCACAGAUAACUUCGGAAAUUCCUUUCCAAAUAGUUCUUGGUACCAUUGCAUAUUUUUGUUGGUAUUAUCCAGUUGGGUUAUAUGUUAAUGCUGAGCCAACCAACCAAGUGGUCAGUCGUGGAGUCUUAACUUGGUUAUUGCAGGUAUCAUUUUAUGUUUAUGUUUCGACCAUGGGACAUUUAUGUAAUUCGUUUCUUGAGCUACCUGAUGCUGCGGCUAAUUUGGCAAAUUUAUUGUUUUCAUUAUGUUUGAUGUUUUGUGGGGUCUUGGCUGGACCCAGUCAGCUACCACGAUUUUGGAUCUUCAUGUAUCGAUGCAAUCCAUUUACUUACCUAAUUCAAGCAAUAUUAUCCACCGGGUUGGCCAAUACCAGAGUUGUAUGUUCUGAGCAUGAAUAUGUGGUUAUUGAGCCGCCUGCAGGUCAAACUUGUCAAGAAUACAUGCUGGUAUUUAUAACGAUGCAUGGAGGUUAUCUAUUACAGUCAAACAAUGGUGCUGCAGAGUCAGGGACAUGUAGCUAUUGUACAAUGGAUGAAACCAAUACGUUCUUGAAAUCGGUCAAUGCAUUAUUUAGUCAACGGUGGAGAAACUACGGUAUUUUUAAUGCAUUUAUUGUUAUUAAUGUUGCUCUUGCGAUUUUCUUUUAUUGGUUAGCUAGAGUUCCCAAAGGCAAUAGAGAAAGUAGAAUCAAACAUAGAAAGGAAGAAUAA